Osmerus eperlanus (European smelt) is the source of this 1605-nucleotide messenger RNA. Its product is annotated as G2/M phase-specific E3 ubiquitin-protein ligase-like. Gene Ontology annotation, biological process: protein polyubiquitination; ubiquitin-dependent protein catabolic process. The transcript has 6 exons. NCBI's taxonomy places the organism in Eukaryota, Metazoa, Chordata, Actinopteri, Osmeriformes, Osmeridae. The record is from RefSeq and is a predicted model, not a curated record. Gene Ontology annotation, molecular function: ubiquitin protein ligase activity. Bases 1 to 1230 code for a protein of 409 amino acids.
AUGUCUGAGGACUCGGAUGAGGAAUUCAAUCAAGCCAUACAAGCCAGUCUUGAAGAUCAAAUUGGAGCUGGAUGCACAGAGAAUGUGCCAGUGACUAAACUACUGAAUGACUUGGCAGCACAAAUAAAUGUGAAUGCAACCAGCAAGUUUAACAUCAAUCGAUCUGCUGUGCUGGAUGGCACCAUAAGAGGCUUUAAAAGAUCAUCUUACAACCCUCGUCACAGGAUUAGCGUAACAUUUUCAGAUGAUUCUGGAAAUACUGAAGAGGCAAUAGAUUUGGGAGGCCCAAGGAGGGAGUUCCUCAGACUACUAAUGCAAGCUCUCAAACAAUCAUCAAUGUUUGAAGGUGCUGAAGAGAGUCAGAAUUUGGCACUUGAUUCACAAGCACUAAGGGAAGACAGAUACUUCAUUGCUGGAAGAGCAAUUGCGAUCAGUCUCGUUCAUGGAGGACCAGCUCCUGGUUUUUUGUCAUCAACCCUUUUUUCUUGUCUGUCGGGAAGCCCAGAGACUGCCAAACCAACUCUGGAUGAUGUUGCUGACAUUGAGUUGCGCGGGAAAAUCAAAAGGAUUUUGGAAUCAGCAACUAUGACAGAGUUAAACAGUGCGAUAGAGCCUCUUUUGGACUACCUGACUAACUGUGGAUGUCUUCGAGCAAUGAAGACUGUAAAUGACAAGGAAAUGUUACUUGAAGACAUCUUAAUGUUUCAAGUCAUCAACAGAGUCCGAGGACCAUUUGAAAGGUUUUGUGAAGGAAUGAAAACUCUGGGUGUUCUGGAGCAACUCCAGCAACAUCCAGAUGCCUUCUGUCCCUUGCUCUGCCACAAGACAAGACAACUCACGGCAGACAUCCUGGAUAACCUUUUUCAGAUUCAGUUCUCAGAGUCUGGAAGUAACAGACGUAUGGCAGAGAACAAUGUCACUGCCUACUGGCGGGACUACUUACAAGAUGCAGAAGAUGAAGAAGGACCUACAAAGCUGGGGAAGAUUCUGACCUUUGCAACAGGAGCUAGUGAGAUCCCUCCUAUUGGCUUUAGCCCUCAACCAUCCAUUGAGUUUCUACAUGAUGAACAGACAGUUUUCAACUCUUCACAUGGUGUCUCAGCUGCACGCUUCCCAAUGGCCAAUACCUGUGUAAAUUGUUUGCGCAUUCCUCUGCACAGUGCCUAUGAAGCUUUCAAGACCAACAUGGAUUUUGCUAUCGCCAACACACAGGGGUUUGGUAUGCAGUAAGGAUAAAAAAUAGGCAUUUUGAUUCAAGCAUAAUUCUAACAGUGAAAAGGUGGCAAUAUUUAGCUGAAAUGUGGCUAUGCUCUUUAUAACAUUAUGCAUUUAAAUGUUUGUUUCAUUUAACUGUCUCAAAAGAAAAUUAAGGAGUAGAACAAAUUAUGUUAUUAGGCAAUUUAAUUCAAGUUUUGAAUUGGCACUGAAAGGUUUUCCAAGUCGUAACAAAGGGGCAUUAUGUUGCAAAAUCUAUGUAACAGUAUGUAUUGUUUAGCUUUUAAUCUAAUUUGUUUCAUUUAACAGCCUCAAAAGAAAACUAAGAAGUGGUAAAAACAAAUUAAUACCAUGGUUACCAUCGUCUUCAAACGAAAAAGGGCCAGAACA